AUGUCUCUUCCGAAGACUACACCUGCUUGGGUUAUCGAAUCCAAUAGCCCGGAGACGCCAGGAUGGGGGAACUUGAAAUUUGUCGAGGACUACCCUGUCCCAGAGCUUGGUGAGAACGACUGCCUGGUCCAAAUCCAAGCAGUAUCUCUCAAUUACAGAGAUCUGGUUAUACCCAAGGGCCAGUAUCCGCUACCGCUCAGUCUCCCAUGUGUCGCCGCCUCGGAUGGCGCGGGCAAAAUUUUGGCUGUGGGCACGAAAGUAACUCAAUUCGAAGAAGGCGAUAAGGUGGUCACACAGUUCACCCAAGCACAUCAGUACGGUCCUGUUACCGCUGAGAUGAUGAGCACCACCUUGGGCGGCACCACCCACGGCUGUCUACGCAGGUACGCAGUCUUCCCAGCGUCGGGGCUCGUUCAUGCUCCAUCAAAUCUUACUCCAACCGAGGCGGGAACUCUGACUUGUGCUCCCCUCACCUCCUGGAACGCGCUAUUUGGUCUUCAAUCCAAGGCCUUGAAACCUGGAGAAGUAGUCCUUACCCAAGGAACAGGCGGCGUCUCUCUUGCCGCCAUUCAAUUCGCGAAGGCUGCCGGUGCGACCGUCAUUGCAACAACCUCAUCAGAUGAGAAGGCAAAGCGGUUGGAAAAGAUGGGAGCUGAUAUUGUCAUCAAUUACAAGACGGACCCGAACUGGGGCGAGACAGCAAAGAGGCUGUCCCCUGGUAAGGCGGGCGUAGAUCAUAUCAUUGAGGUUGGUGGGCCCGGCACAAUGACACAGUCGUUGAAAGCAAUCAAACUCGAAGGGGUGAUUUCUGUGAUCGGUUUCCUUGGCGGUUUUAAAGCGAAGGACGAACCCAAUACGCUGGCGGCUCUGUCUGCGGGCUGCAUCAUCCGCGGGAUCCUGAUAGGAUCAAAGGCCCAGCUGAUCGAGAUGAAUCGGUGCAUUGACGCGAACAACAUUCAUCCGGUGGUGGACGAGAAGACAUUCAGCCUUGAAGAUGCGCCGGAGGCAUACGAAUACCAGUGGCAGCAGAAGAACUUUGGCAAGGUCGUGAUACGGCUCUAG
Molecule: messenger RNA, 1062 nt
Organism: Cladophialophora psammophila CBS 110553
Lineage: Eukaryota; Fungi; Ascomycota; Eurotiomycetes; Chaetothyriales; Herpotrichiellaceae
Product: alcohol dehydrogenase
Exons: 3
Coding region: 1-1062 (353 amino acids)
Molecular function (GO): oxidoreductase activity
Source: RefSeq, a predicted model, not a curated record